CUUACAUGUAGACUCAGAGUUCCUGGUACUUACCAACUCACAUCGUUUGGAACGCCCCGAGUGACCUCUGACCUCGUCGCGCAUAUAACUGCCUACAAUUUCGCAACUGCACGCGCGAUGCCGAAGUGUGCAAACCCGCUGUUCCUGCGCUGGGUGAAGGAAUUCCACGACGAGAAGGACUACCGCAAGCGCGGCGGGCCUCCGCGGGCGACGGGCUACGAGAAUGCCGUUCGCGCGCUCGAGAUGUGCACGCAGACAUACGCACAUCCGGCUGACAUGCGCGGGAAGGUCUCCGGCGUUGGUCCGACGACCAUCGAACGGCUGACGGAGAAGCUGGAGGAAUACUGUGAAAGGAGGGCGAUGCCAAUGCCAGAGCCAACACCAAAACCGGCCCGUGGUCGUAAGGCUGUCGCUGCCAAACCCAAGACGCCUUCCAAGGCUAAGGUAGAGAAAGCCGAGUCGGACGACGAGGACUUUACCCCCACGAAGAGAAAACGCACACAACGCAAGGCUGCGGCGUCCAAGGCGAAGGUCAAGCACGAGGAGGAUGAGGAGGACGAGCCUGAAGACGACGACGAAUACGAGGACAAGCCUCCGCCGAAGAAGCGUGCCAGGCGCAUGCCGAAGAAAACCCAGGAGCCCGUGGAGAUCAUCGUUCGUGAAGUUGAAGAGUCUGAGUAACUUCAAUGAGCAGUGCAUACAGCCUGACGAGGAGCGAUGUGGUUGUCUUCCCGUAUACUGUAGUCGUGCCUAAUCUUGCUGUCCUGGCUGCAUUACUUAUCUGCUUCAUGUGUACCACUAGCACACCUCAUUUGCUGGAUGUAAGUUACCGUAACGAUAAUCCUAGACUUCUCCGUGUAUGCUUGAAUGGUGGAGCUCGAUGUGAAUGACCUG
Molecule: messenger RNA, 894 nt
Organism: Rhodofomes roseus
Lineage: Eukaryota; Fungi; Basidiomycota; Agaricomycetes; Polyporales; Fomitopsidaceae
Exons: 3
Source: RefSeq, a predicted model, not a curated record